AUGAUGACCUCAAACCCGAACGAUACAUUAACCUCCAAUGAUACGUUAACAUCUGAUGAUUUUGAUUGGGUUAUCCCUCGGCCAGUACAAAUGUGGUUAUUAACUAUUAUCAUUAUACCAUCAAUUGCAUGUUCGGUUUUUCAUUUAUAUCAUCUCAUUAGCAAACGUAUUCUACGAGAAGCAUUACAUAAUCAUCCAAUAAUUGCUAUUAUUUGUACAAUAUUUCUUCUGCAAUUCAUCGAUAUUCCAUUGUAUAUAAAUUACCUUCGUCUAGGUUAUGUUUGGCCUGAAACAUCAACUUUUUGUAUUAUUUGGUAUAAUACGGAUGGGCCUCCUAUCGGCGUUUUGAUAAGCGUUAUCGCUGAAGCAUCAUUGGGAAGGCAUAUUUUGAUUUUUCAUGACAAAUGGUUAUCGACUCGAAAGAAACGAUUAUUGUUCCAUUAUAUUCCACUAAUAAUAACCAUUGCGUAUCCAUUAAUAUAUACGCUUUCAGCUCAAAUAUUUUUCAAGUGCAUUGAUUCAUAUCCGUACGAUUACACUAAGGUAUGGUGUGGUUAUUAUCCUUUUUGUAAAGACAAUACAUUUUUUGAGCAAUCGCUUUUCUAUGGUAAUUUAGUUGGUGGCACUAUUAUCGCUAUUAUAGCGGAUAUAGCUCUUAUUGUACGAUUAAUUUGGAAAAGACAUAUUCGUUUACGUCAACCAUUUGUCUGGAAAAAAUAUCGUAAGAUGACAAUUCAACUAUUAUCUGUUUCAAUAUUCUGCUCCAGUUUCAACUUACCUAUGCUUGUCUACGGUGUACUAAUGCAUGAAGGAAUUAUACCAAAUAUCAAUUCCAAUGGACUUUAUAGUGUCUAUUUUAUGAAUUGUUUUGGAUGUUUAUUCGUGCCAAUCGUCAUGAUACGUUCACUUCCCAAAAAAUAUUGGUGGGAAAAAUGGUGGAAGACAUUAGUUCGUAGACGACAACGUCAAUAA
Messenger RNA from Rotaria sp. Silwood2, 972 nucleotides. Lineage: Eukaryota; Metazoa; Rotifera; Eurotatoria; Philodinida; Philodinidae. The record is from the annotation of a GenBank genome assembly.